Molecule: messenger RNA, 8760 nt
Organism: Haliotis rufescens (red abalone)
Lineage: Eukaryota; Metazoa; Mollusca; Gastropoda; Lepetellida; Haliotidae
Product: ATPase family AAA domain-containing protein 2-like
Exons: 26
Coding region: 202-4686 (1494 amino acids)
Biological process (GO): positive regulation of transcription by RNA polymerase II
Cellular component (GO): nucleus
Molecular function (GO): histone binding; ATP binding; ATP hydrolysis activity
Source: RefSeq, a predicted model, not a curated record
AAUAAAAUACAUUGUUUUUAAAUGUAAUGCACUAGCUGUUCAGUCCCCAGAAAAAUUUUCCGCAAUAAUUUUUCGAACAGACUUCCCGCCAUCACCUAAGACUAUUUGCAGCAUCAUAAUCGUCACCCUCAUGCAGAUGGGCGUUACGCGGUUUUGCAAGAUGGAGUCCAGUGAAUGAGCUGAACAGAAAUUUUGUGAAAUAUGGUGCGAACACGACAUCACCCUGGAGAGUACAAGGAUAAUGGCGACUCUCCGGUUGACUUUUUGUGUUUGGAAAGCAAAGCCGGUCGAAGAACACAAAAAACAUCGAGAGAUGACUACAACAGUGAUGACAGUGGAGUAGUUCACAACUCUCGCAGCGCUGGAAGAGGGAAGCAGACAUCGGAGCAUGUUCAGAGGUCCUUCCAGUCCAGGCUCCGGCCAAAGAUACGAUCGAGUGGGGCAUACUUCAUUGGAGAAGGAAUGUCAAGUGAUGAAGAAGAAUUUCCCUGUGUCUCUACAGAUUCCCCAUCCCGAGGUCGGCGAGUUGGGCGCCCCAGUAAGCCAAGGAGGAAACGAAAUUCUAGUGGUGGUCGUAGAGACAGCAAAGCAAGCACAGACAACUCUCCUAUCACAAUAGAGGGACAUGAUGGUGAUGAGGAUGAACCUGGGUAUGAUCAUGACGAUGAUGGUGGGCGGCGACGCAGCACACGGCAGAAGAAGAAUACAUUUGAUACAUUGAACCAGAAUUUCUUGGAUAAGGCCGUUGUAAGUGCGAAAGAUAAUGACAAUGAGGAUGGGAGAGGGAAGAAGAGGAGGAAAGCAAACUUUAUGAAACCAACUGAAAAGGAAGAGUUUUCUGACAUGUACAGCCGAGUCAAAAGGCAGCGGAAGCAGGUGGAGCGGGAUAUGUAUGGCGUCCCAAUACAGGGCUCGGACUCCGAGUCUGGAGACUCCAAUGAUGAACAGGAAGGAGAUGGAACACCCGUGCAGCCACAGAAGAGAUCAUACUUCCUCCGGGAACACAAGCCUCGUACACAACUGUUUGAGGCACCGCCUAUAGAGAGUCAAAAAAAGAAACAACAGUCAUUGUUCCGAGAAACACCGCCAAGGUCAAUACGAAGACUUGAGAGUCACCAAACAUAUCAAUCUCCAGCACACAGGAAGAAAAUUGUCAGAAAACGACAAGCAUUCCAUGUUUCUAGUUCGACUUCUUCAUCAGAAAGCAUAUCCAGUGAUGAGGAGAGAUUUCAGAGACGUAAAGCCAAGAGCAUGGCCCGCUCAAGGAACAGGUGUCUGCCUAUGAACUUGAAUCAAGAAGAUCUACAAUCUGGGGUUGUCAAGGAGAGGUCAAAGAUUGGAGCAAGUUUAGCAGACGUAGACCCAAUGAAUAUAGAUAGAUCAGUAACCUUUGAAAGCAUAGGGGGCUUGGGCAAGCAUAUACGAGCCCUAAAAGAAAUGAUUGUGUUUCCUAUCAUGUAUCCCGAGAUAUUUGAAAGGUUCAAGAUUGCCCCACCAAGAGGAGUACUUUUUCAUGGGCCUCCAGGAACGGGAAAAACCUUGAUCGCAAGAGCUCUGGCUAACGAAUGUAGCUCCUCCGACAGAAGAGUGGCUUUCUUCAUGAGAAAAGGUGCUGACUGCCUCAGUAAAUGGGUUGGAGAAUCAGAAAGACAGCUCCGUCUGCUGUUUGAUCAGGCAUACCAGAUGCGUCCUUCCAUAAUUUUCUUUGAUGAGAUUGAUGGUCUUGCCCCUGUACGCUCAAGUCGCCAGGACCAGAUUCACAGCUCAAUUGUUUCCACUCUGCUUGCUCUCAUGGACGGCCUUGAUAGCAGAGGAGAAAUAGUUGUCAUUGGCGCCACCAACAGGAUCGACUCGAUCGACCCAGCGCUGAGGAGACCUGGCAGAUUUGACAGGGAGUUCCUCUUCCCAUUGCCUUCACAUUCGGCAAGGAAGCAGAUACUGAAAAUUCACACCAAGGCAUGGAGUCCCAAGUUGGCUGACGGCUUUGUCACAGAACUAGCCCAGAGAUGUGUUGGUUACUGUGGUGCUGACUUGAAGGCGCUGUGUACUGAGGCUGCCCUACAUGCUUCACGGCGGCGUUACCCACAGAUUUACACCAGCAAUGAGAAGCUGCAACUCAACGUCUCUUCCAUACAUAUCUCGGCCAAGGACUUCUUCAAAGGCAUGCAGGCUAUAGUCCCAACUGCACAACGAUCUGUCUCAUCACCGUCCCGAUCUUUGACCUUUGCUGUGGAGCCGCUGUUAAAACGCCAGUUCCAGAAAUCGCUUAGCUUACUACAGGAUGUGUUUCCAAGCGUUCUUUCUACUCUUGCUUCUUUAGACAUCCCUGCUACCAAUUCUCAGGCGGAGAACCAAAAAGGGGAGGUAACCCUGGAUGAGUUGGCCAGUGAUGAUGAUGAGGAGAUGCCAUCAAUCUACGAGAAAUGUCGUAAUCGAAAGCGGUCGAGUCUGGAACCUCCCAUCCCUGAUCAUGCUCCAGCCUAUCUCAACUUUGGCAGACAAUCGUACCAGGUUCCAACAACGUAUCGGCCACGACUGUUACUGUGUGGGAGUCGUGGGCAGGGCCAGACGUCUCAUCUGGGACCAGCUAUUCUCCAUCAUCUGGAACAGUUGCCGGUGCAAGUGCUUGACCUUCCUACAGUGUAUGCAGCCUCUGCCAAGACGCCAGAGGAGUCAUGUGCUCAGGUGUUCCGCGAAGCACGCCGGUGUUCGCCCAGCAUUGUGUACAUGCCGUACGUUGACCAGUGGUGGGAGGUGCUCAGCGAGACACUGCGAGCCACAUUCCUCACCAUGAUCCAGGACCUGGACCCGACCACACCCAUCCUCAUCCUGGCCACCAGUGAGGUCCCUUACCCACAGAUAGACUGCCUGCUACAGCUUUUGUUUGACUCUCAUGCUGGGGAGGUCCUGGAGAUGCGAGACCCCCAGGCUGAUGAACGAAGAGAAUACUUCCAGGAUCUUCUGCUCAAUCAAGCCAUCAAACCUCCACCUCUCAAGAAGCAGGCAGGGAAUGAGAAUCUGCGAAAGUUACAACUUAAGCUCAGAGCAAAGUCACCAUUGUUGAAACCCUCUGAGGUGGAGGACGCACUGCGAAUGUUGGAGGUCCUACCCAAGGCACCUCCUCCGGUCCCGGCCAAACUGACAGAGGCUGAGUCCAAGAAACUCAAGCAGCAAGAGGAGGCCACGUUUCGGGAGCUGCGCAUCUUCCUCCGCGACGUCCUCAACAAACUGGGCAGAGACAGAAAGUUCUCCAUAUUCACCAAGCCAGUGGAUGUGGAGGAUGUGCCGGACUACUAUGAAAUCAUUCAGAGUCCAAUGGACCUGUCGACCAUGAUGUCAAAGAUUGAUCUACAUGCAUACCAGACAGUCGCUGAUUUCCUGGGUGACAUCAAUCAGAUCAGUCUCAACGCUCUGGAGUACAACCCGGACAGAGACCCUUCAGAUAAAGCAAUUCGUCACAGAGCGUGUGCCUUGAGAGACACAGCCCAGGCAAUAAUUGAAGCUGAACUUGAUCCAGAGUUUGAAAAACUCUGUCACAGUAUAGCUCAGAGUCAAAAGAGGAGAGGUGUAGUGAAAGAGCCUGUCACACCAGCUUUCUACUUUACCAGACCUUUGCACAAGCAGGGUGAACAACAGCAACAUCAGCAGCAUCCAUCCAACUCAACCCCCCAUGACCCAGCAGCUCCUGGUGUGCGACACAGUCGUAGGGUGAAGGGUUUGGUAGCUGAAGAUCUUCCUGCCCUAGAAUUAGUUGAAAAACAGUGGCAGGUAGACAAACGUGUCAGUAGGACUUCACAGAAGGAAUCUCCAUCCCACUCAUCUCCCAAAUACAAAAAGAACAGUCCCAGUUCAAGGCAGCAUCAAGAUACACACAAUAGUGCAGCACCUAACUCACCUACAAAGACUCCAUCUUCAGGGAAAAAAGCGAAGCCUAAAAAGAAGUGUAUUUGGGCAGUAACCAAGCGACGGAAAAAGCGAGGUGCUGCAGCGAAGAAACAGAAGACUUCGGAUGUGACAAAUGAUGCUACAAGUCUGUAUGUGGACAUUGAGGAAGAGGUCAGUGAUGAUUCGGACAGUGAGAUUAUCAUUGCUGAGAGCCCUUGUAGGAGAGAAAUUGACUCUGGGUCUAAACACUCACCGUGCCAACCAUCCUCCUCAGGGAAAGAUACACCUGCAUCUAAUUUUAUGUCAUGCAAAAAAUCACCUACCUCAAGAUGUCUGGAACUGAUGCCUGGUCAUGACAGUGGAGUUGGCAGCUCUGUUGACUCAAAUGGAGACUCGGUAGACAGUAUUGAUCAUGCUAAGGAAAAAGACCGAAAGCUGUUAGAACAUUCCUCUGGGGCAACAGACAUGGUCGGAAAUGAAGAAGAAUCUCAGGAUCUAGAAUCACAGAAGAAGUUCCGCUCAACAAAAUCGCGCCUUCAGACACAGCAGCAACAACGAGCACUGGAGCUCCUGGAGGAAAGUUUACCACCGCUUGUCUUUGAUCUUCCUCGCCUACAACGAUUACUGGACAAAGUAGUGAUUGUUACAGACAAUUACUGUCUAGAACGACUGGAAAAGCUGUACAGUGUCUUCAGUCAGUGCAUUUACAGACACAGGAAAGAUUAUGACAAGACAGAGCUAUCUGAGGAACUUGAGACCAAGUUGGACCACCACUCCAAGCAAUGGCCCUCAAGUGUGUAAACAUCAGAGCAGGAUCCUGUGUGGGUGUGUGGGCGUGUGUGUGUGUAGGCGUGUGUGUGUGUGUGUGUGGGCGGGCGUGUGUGUGUGGGUGGGUGGUUGGGCAUGUGUGUGGGUGUGUUUGUGCGUGGGUGUGUUUGUGCGUGUGUGUAUGUGUUUGUAUGUAUGGAGACAUAAUGUGUGAAUGAGAAUACAAGUGUGAGAGAGUUGUAUGUUUGUUUUGUGCUCAAAUAUGCAAGUGCCUCAAACCCAGGUAAAAAUCAGGUCAACUUUACAAAGUCGAGAAUACUUUCAGGAGAGGUUUUUACACAUUUCAAUUCCAUACUGACUUUAUAUGAAUGCAGCUCAACCGUGCCAAUACCACCGACCAUUUGAAGUAUAUAUACCUCAUAUCAGGUCAAGGACAUAAUAAGUGCAGCAUAAUCAUCAUUCAUCUGCACCAUGUGGACCAUCCUCCCUCGGCUGCACGGCCUCGUCUCCAGUAACAUCAUGGAGAGUCUUACUACCUGUUUGUAUCAUAGCAUCAUAUUUAUUAGGUCAUAUUUAUUGUGUACAGUGUAAGUAGGCUAUUAUGUGUGUGAUAGACUCUCUAGGGCAAUUGAUUGUUGGCAUAGAUGUUUCAAUCUGAAUAUUGCAAUCAUGUUUUUAUUAGACUCUUCUAAAAUGUCGCGAAAAAAUACUGUACUUGAAUCAUGUAUUGUUAAAUGUAUGAUGUUUUAGUAAUGAACAUGUAUGUAUCUAGUAUUGUAAUGAAACAUGCUGAUUUCAUGGGAAAACAAUCUGAUUGAAUAUGAAAAUUUUGUUUUCAAGCCUACAUUUGGAACAGACCCCUGUCAGUAUUAAAUUUGUGCUGAUUUACUGUUAAGAGUUAUUGUUUAAGGAGCUUCAGAAGAAGUAAGAUUGUGAAAUGUUACUAAUAAUGAUGUACAUGCACUUUAAAUUAUUUAGAUCUAGCUUAGUUGAGAGCUACCAUGCUGCCCUGUGAGUUAACUAUGCUGUCACCAUGGGCACCGGGGGGUUGGACAGUGCUAGGAUUAACUUUGUGGCUGUGUUCAGCAGUUGUCUGUCUGUCUGUCUGUCUGUGUGCUGAACAGGCUCUUCUCCAUGUCUUCAGAAAACUUGUUGACUGAACCCCAAACUGCUGUGUACAGGAAAUUUUACUUUAAUAUUUCUCAGGCUUAAAAGGUAAAUUUAUAUUUAUUUUGGCUGUUUUCAUAAUUUAUUGUAGACAUCGUAUAAUGAUUAUCUUAUACUGAAUAUUGUGAUCUCAUCUCUGUUCCCGUGUUCGUCUUCGUCUCUAAUAAACUUGAUUGCACAUGUGUAUUACUUCAUGAAAGAAGUGGUUUCAGUUGUUGAUAAUGUGUAAAAGUUUGAAAAUGUGUAACAUUGUCACCAAAAAUCACAUUUAGGGGGAAAACUUUUUUAUGAAUCUUUGAAGAUUGGGAGUUUAGAUUAAUGGUAUUUUUUAAUCAAAAUCAAGAUUAAUUGCAGUUGAUGAAUAUGCCAAAGCAUAUUGUUUGUAUUUUUGGUAUGUUGAUUUCUUAUGGUCACUAUGAAGAAUGAAGUUCCAUUGCUUUGUCAGUAAAAUGCUCAGAUAGGCACAAUGGUAAAUAUAUAUACAUAUAUGUAGGUUAUUAAGACAAUCACUCCCCUUAUUUUUGAAUGUCUAUUUUUGAACUGUGGAAUGUUUUUUGAUGUAUAUAUUGAUAUAUUUAACAUAUUGAUCAAACUAUCUUGUACUGGCCUGAAAUUCGUUCUGCAUUACUUUGAUAUGAGAGUUAGCAGUUUUCUGCAUUUCUGUGUGUGACAUGAUGAUAGGUGAAAUGUUUAUGAAAGGUUUGUUUCAUUAUCACUUUAGGUAAUUCAAUAAAACUUGCUGAUUUGUGCAUUUGUGAUUCAGAAAGUUCCAUUCCGUAGUUUUGAGAAGGUAACAUGAAAUAGUUGGUCACCCUCACUUUUGGAACCUUUUCUGGUAAAUAUAACUUGCAAAUAUGAUAACAUCAAUGGAUUUAGGAAUAUAAUGUCAACAAGUGUACAGCCAGUGUUAAUGCAUGCUACUGCAAAGAUGUUAAGGAACAUCGAAUUCUUCCUAUUUCUAUAGUUACUAUAUCUAAUGCAAUGACAGUUUGACUAUAUUGAUGUGAAAGAAUCGGGUGUUGUUUAAUUUCUUUGUAGUAGUGUACAUUAACUUGUUUUGAGUAGUAUAGCUGGCUUUUCCUUCCUAAUCUGUCUGCACAUUGAUGUGGGGUGUAAGAACAACGGAUGGUUGAACCCAGGACAGUCAACAUGGUCCAUCACACUUGCUGUCUUAUGUUCUGAAGUGACUUAAUCUCAGGAUUUUCAGAUGGCAGGAAAAUGAUCCAACAUUCCAUCUUCAUGUAUGACAGUUCACUGUAGUGAGUCCGCCCCACUUCACAUGUACAUAACCGAUGCUUGAGAAAAUGAUGAAACAUCACAACAUGCUCAUGUCCGACAAUCACACCACUGAAUGUGUUCAUCAACAUAGGUGAGGAGUUGUAUCUUCAACACAUUUGCAAGGGAAGAAAGUGGCCUCUAGAAGCUUAUACUGGGUAUUGCCCCUGUUGAGGGUAAUUGCAAAGUCUAGUCCAUAUCUGUUUCAACAUCAUUCUCAAGUAACUUUUUUUCAUUUUUAGAUGGUAAUUCUCCUCACAAUGCAAAUUCCAUUAAUAUCAACUACUUGUUCAAACACUGCCAGACUUACCCAUUGAUAUUUCAUAACUGAAUACAUGCACUAAAGUGAAAAACAUGUAUGUGUCUGUAUGAUGUUGUGUAAUGAUGAUCACCACUUAGUUAGUGGUCAGGAACCUUGUAGAUGACUUACAGACACUGACCAUCAUGUGAUAUGAAAUUCUUUCUGACAUUUACCUAUACUUCACUUUACAAAGUGUUUAGUAUGUAAAUUAAUGUAGCCUUUGAAGUUCUGGUUACUUAGUUAAAGCGUUAAAUCAAAUGUAUGUGUUUCGACAGGUUUUAUUCUUUUUACUUACACUCUUGUGACUUAUGAUUUGUAGAGAUGACUUUUUGGCCUUUUCUACUUUUGUAUGUACAUUGUCAGUACUGAGAAAUGAAUUGGAAGAAAAAUGUAACAAUUAAAAAUAGCACUAGAAUGAGUUUCUGUUGUAAUCCUUGAAUUGUCCUACCUGAUGUUAUUUUGUGUAAUGUUGGUUUGUGAAUAAUGCAAUGUUAGUGUAGGAUGUUUGUGUAUUACAUUGGUGUGAGACGCAAUGCUAACGUCAGGUGACUCAAAGUGUAGGUUGUUGCUACCAUUUAUUCCAGUUGCAGCAGGAGGCUAUCAGAUUGCCGUGCAUGAUACUUACAUAGACAAGGAUCUACUCGCUUGGUUUCCAAGGUGUUCUUGCGUCAACAUGUUGAAAAUGUGGAUGAGGAAAUAUUGGAUCAUGACUGCCAAUUUGUGUUAUAUUGUGAGCGGACAUUUGCUACAAGUGAAGUGAGCUGGAUGUCACUAAUGUUGGUGUAAAUGUGACCACACUGAACUUUUCAAUACUGCAAUCAGGGUCUUGCACUGGGCAGCCUGCAGUAACCAAAUGGCUCCUACUUUUCUCAGGCAAUAACAGUGUUACAUCUGUUGAUGUACAGCUACGUGGCAAACUUACAUGUGAUAUUUGUCAUUGGACUCAUCAUAUUCAUGUCAACACCAGAGCUUGUAGGAUGAAACCAACUGCCAGUCAGUAGCAUCAUCAUCUCACGGCUGUUUGUCUUCCACACCAUGCACACAUCACGAUGUAUAGGGCAAAUACUCAUGGACAAAACUACUCCUCUCAUACACUCCAUGUCAUCAUUGAAAAGAAAGCCGAUGGGCAGAAGACAGAAAGUCUAUGUUGCCCUAUUUCCUCAUGACCCUUUAUCCACUGCAAGUCACAGCCAUGGUUAACAACGUACGAUUGCUGACUCUUGUUGACCUUUCAGUGAAAACACUUGCAUACUAUGCAAAUGUUUUCAUUUAUUUUAGAGUAAGAACAUUUUCAGAUGUUCAAUAUAUUUAUUGUUGCAUUUUGUACAUACUUGUAUUUGUAUAUUAAACUAUUUUACCAACCA